Messenger RNA from Lindgomyces ingoldianus, 772 nucleotides. Its product is annotated as alpha-L RNA-binding motif-containing protein. The coding region runs from base 15 to 584 and encodes 189 amino acids. Lineage: Eukaryota; Fungi; Ascomycota; Dothideomycetes; Pleosporales; Lindgomycetaceae. The record is from RefSeq and is a predicted model, not a curated record. Gene Ontology annotation, molecular function: structural constituent of ribosome; rRNA binding; snoRNA binding. Gene Ontology annotation, cellular component: small ribosomal subunit; small-subunit processome; Mpp10 complex. Gene Ontology annotation, biological process: rRNA processing. The transcript is spliced from 2 exons.
CUUUUAUCGGCAACAUGGUCCGGAAACUCAAGUUUCAUGAGCAGAAGCUCCUUCGUAAAGUCGACUUUACUACUUACAAAGGCGAUAAUGACCACAGAGAUGCUGCUGUGAUACGGCGAUAUGCUAUCCAAAAGCCCGACGACUAUCGGAAAUACAACACCCUCUGUGGUUCGCUCCGCCAACUGGCCCACCGACUCGCCAACCUCGAUCCAUCAGACCCCUUCCGUCGCAAGCACGAAGACCUGCUCCUAGAGAAACUCUUCGACAUGGGCAUCCUAGGUACCGGUGGAGGAGGCAAGGGAAAGCUUAGCGACGUCGAGCACAAAGUCACGGUAUCCGCAUUCGCGAGGCGGAGAUUACCUGUUGUUAUGACGAGGUUAAGAAUGGCGGAUACCGUGCAAGCGGCCACCAAGUUCAUUGAACAAGGACAUGUCAGAGUGGGGACCGAAGUUGUGACGGAUACGGCCUUUCUCGUGACGAGGAACAUGGAGGACUUUGUCACCUGGGUCGACUCGUCCAAGAUAAAGAGGAACAUCAUGAAAUACCGUGACAAGCUGGACGACUUCGAUCUGGCUAUGAUUUAGAAGGAAGUUUCGCCGACAUUGCAUGACACGGAGUCUGGGUAGCAGCAUUUCCGGCGCAGGGGCUCAAAUAUCGAAACCGAUGGUAUCAUGACAAACGAUUUCAACCGCAAUGCGCCGCCGAUUGACACUUUCCCAAACUUCUCCAUCUCUCACUCGUUCCCUCGCAUUCUCACUGUUUUAGGUAUUCA